Talaromyces stipitatus ATCC 10500 is the source of this 828-nucleotide messenger RNA. RefSeq lists its product as uncharacterized. The record is from RefSeq and is a predicted model, not a curated record. NCBI's taxonomy places the organism in Eukaryota, Fungi, Ascomycota, Eurotiomycetes, Eurotiales, Trichocomaceae. The transcript has 2 exons. Bases 1 to 828 code for a protein of 275 amino acids.
AUGGCGGGAGCACGGUCAACAGUUCCACCUUUUCACCUAGUGCUUCAUAAUUCGUUCGACAUUCCUGCUGAAUACCACGAGAGGCUCCAAGAUAACAGGCUCAAAGAGGUGACCCUAAAGGGCGACGUUCACCCGAACGAGCACUAUCUCAGUCUGCUCAAUCUUUCAUCUGGGAUGACAGUUUCUAUCCCACGGCUCUCACAAUCAAUCUUCAAGUUGAACCUCGGUUACUUUACCUGGGGGUUCCCGAUAGGCUUCCUAUCGACGCUGGGUGAACGCCUGCCAGAUCUCAAGUGCCUCAGACUCUACCGGCAGAAUGUAACUGGCCCCAACGCGGAAACCAGACGUGACGCCCAGCAGUUUCUGUAUCUGAUCCCUGAUCUGGUCGAUCUAUACCUGUCUGACGUACACGGGGACCCAGACUUCUUUGUCGGCCUGGGUAAAGCUUUCAGGCGUCCUGGACAACGAGGGUUAGUCAUCCUGCAUGUUGAGUACACCUUUGAAGUCGAUAUCCAUGAUUUUAUCCUUAAAUUGCCAAUACCUGAGCUCCGAGAGCUCAUCCAUCCGGCCAUCGUGGACCUGAACUUCAAUAUGAACCCUAAAGCUUCAAAACCGAGGGGGAUUGUGCCCUGGCCUCCGAGUGGAACACCAGUUAACAUUGGAGCAGCUGAGAAUGGUGCUAAUGACCCACAGGGAGCUAUUCUUACUCCGAGUGGCGAUCAGAAUGGAACGCCCAGAUUCUCAUCUGGCUACCCUCUUGGAUAUCUUAACUCUUUGCCCGAUGUUACAGUCGGUGAAGAUUGUGGUAAUACCGUCAACGCUGGAUGA